Molecule: messenger RNA, 2679 nt
Organism: Pantherophis guttatus
Lineage: Eukaryota; Metazoa; Chordata; Lepidosauria; Squamata; Colubridae
Product: mitochondrial inner membrane protein OXA1L
Biological process (GO): protein insertion into mitochondrial inner membrane from matrix
Cellular component (GO): mitochondrial inner membrane
Molecular function (GO): membrane insertase activity
Source: RefSeq, a predicted model, not a curated record
GUACCCGUAGCCAAGAUGGCUGCGGCGGCUUCGGAAGGAGCGUCGCGGGCCGGAAAGGGACGCGACGCUCCUUGUGACGUCACGAGGCGGCCGGUUCCUCCGCGGAGCCCAAGCCAAAAGGAGACCAUGGCGGCUUUCGGGGCGCUGCGGCGAGCGUGGAUCUCGGCGGGGGGGAUUCACGCACAGGUUCAUAGGACGACGGUUCCCCUGAGGUGGUCGCAGGCGAAAACUUCUUUUGUCCCUCAGCUGAAGGGACAUAGUUUUCCUCUCCCUCCUUGGAGACUCGCAGUCCGGUGUCAGAGCACGGCGGCUGUGGCAGGCAUCCAGGUUGCUCAAGGUGUAUCCGCCCCACCUCUGGAGGAACUCCUCCCUUUAGAGGAGCUCAGUCAAGUUUUGCAAGAGCCGACUUUGGCUGAACUGGGCCUGGAAAGCUACACGCCAGUGGGCUUUAUCCUGAAGUUUUUGGAAUCGUUCCACUUGGACUUGGGGCUGCCUUGGUGGGGCGCCAUUGUGGCAGGGACGGUAUUUAUACGCUGUCUGGUUUUCCCGCUCAUUGUAAAGAGCCAGCGAGACGCGAUCAAAUUAAACAACCAAGUGCCCCAAAUUAAUGCGUUAACUGCUAGAAUCAGCGAAGCGAAGAAGACAGGCAACAGACUACAGUUUUCGCAGGCCAUCAUGGAUCUGGAGAACUUCCAGAAAACCCAUAAUAUUAACCCCCUACGGGGAUUAAUCACGCCUUUUGUCCAGGCUCCCAUUUUCAUCUCCUUCUUCUUUGCCCUGCGCAAAAUGGCGGAGUGUCCUGUACCCAGCAUGCAGACGGGGGGACUAUGGUGGUUCACGGAUCUCACUGCCCCGGAUCCUUACUACAUACUACCCGUGAUGGCAUCUGUCACCAUGUGGAUUGUUACGGAGAUUGGAUUGCAAACAGGACCUCCAAACCCACACCUGGACCUAAUGAAAAAGGUUUUCCGAGUGAUGCCAGUGGUCUUCCUUCCUUUCAUAAUUUCCUUUCCAACGGCUAUCUUUACCUACUGGCUGACAUCCAAUUUAUUCUCCAUUAUGCAAAUAUUACUCUUUCGUUUACCUGCCGCUCGUGCUUUUUUUCGCAUCCCUGAGAGUCUGAAACACAAUCCUAAGAGCUUACCGCCCCAGGAAGAUUUCCUGAAGAGCAUCAAGGAAGGAUGGCAGAACGUCCAGAUGGCUCAUCAGUUAGACGAAAGACAGAAGUACUUCAAAAAACAACUGGAUUCAACACAUAAAGGGUCAAUCCACCAAACCUUCUCACAGACAACCACACAGCAUCCGAGCAAGCCAUCACCACAAAAGAGAGGAUUAGGGUGAAUGCUACCAAGCUGUAUUCAAGGCAAAACAUGUUCUCCCGUCUCCCUUAUCCUUUUGCCCUAGUUUAAACUAUUGAUUUUGUUCUCCAUUUGCUCUGAGAGCAUAUGUGUAAAUGUGUCUGUAAAUUUAUUACAUAAAAUUAUGCUUUGAAUUAACAAAUGCUUUCAAAUUUUGCAAAAAGAAAAGGUUGGCGUAUCAAGAGAGUGAGAUUAGAAAAGCAUGUAUCAUACAGGUCACCAUUAACACACCCUUAAAAAGAUGUUCACAUAAUUAUAUCCAGUUUAUUUUGUCCACCCUGUGGCUGAUCAGAUGAUUGGUCUACCACAACAAGAAAUCCCACGUUGGCAUCAUUAGUGGAUUUAGGGCUAUUUGUUUAUUCCAUAAGUGCAUAAAGGUAAAGGUUCCCCUCGCACAUAUGUGCUAGCCGUUCCCAACUCUAGAAGACGGUGCUCAUCUCCAUUUCAAAGCCGAAGAGCCAGCGCUGUCCAUGGUCAUGUCAUCUCCGUGGUCAUGUGGCCACCAUGACUAAACGCCAAAGGCGCACGGAACGCUGUUACCUUCCCACCAAAGGUGGUUCCUAUUUUUCUACUUCCAUUUUUUAUGUGCAAGCUGGGACAAGUAACAGCUCACCCUGUUACGCAGCACUAGGGAUUCGAACCGUUGAACUGCCGACCUUUCGAUCAACAAGCUCAGCGUCUUAGUCACUGAGCCACCGCGUCCCUUUCCGUAAACGCAUAUGGCUGCCCAUUUGAGCAAAGCAAGAAACAGAAAAUACAGAUAAAACAGUAAAACAAACAAAGCUGGCACACAAAAAUAAUCAAUUUCUCAAGUAAUGCAAUAAAUAACAGACUGAGCUUCAAUUACUAUUCUGUCUUUAUGGCUAAUGGAAAAGUCAGGUUUUAAAGGCCUUACAAAAAGCCAACAAAAGGAAAAGCCAUCCUGACUGACUGAGCAGGGCAGAUACUAGGACUGAAAAGACACAUUUUCUAUCUAAGUUCUCUAAAUGACACUGUUUCGCACAAGGGUUCUGGAGCAUGUCCACUUUACCAGACAGGUGUCUCCAAAGGCACACACUGCCACCUUCUGAAGCAGCUACAAAACUUCCAAAUGCUCAUCAUCUUCAUCUCAUCCUGGGCACCCUUUUUUUGAAUUAUUACCACCUGGCAGACGGUACAGGAUAAUUCUACUGUAUAGUGCAAUAUUAAUGCAAUUAUCAGGGGUUUUCAAUUGUAUAGAAUGUGAAGGAUGAGUGUUUUGUUUUAUGUAUAAUGUACACUGAAGAUGGUAUUUAAUUUCGUUGUACAAGGUGCAAUGACAAUAAACUAACUUAACUUUCAA